This is a messenger RNA of Folsomia candida, 1563 nucleotides long. RefSeq lists its product as uncharacterized. Bases 191 to 1120 code for a protein of 309 amino acids. The transcript has 6 exons. Lineage: Eukaryota; Metazoa; Arthropoda; Collembola; Entomobryomorpha; Isotomidae. The record is from RefSeq and is a predicted model, not a curated record.
AUUUGUUUGCCCAUUACACUUUUUGACGUCCAGCCAGACCAGGCUUACUCAACUACUACUCGUAUCACAUUCAAGUUCUGUUUUUUAAGGAUUGAAAAAUCAGAAUUCAAAAUUGUUCUAUUUAGUCUGAACCGACUAACUAGCAUUUUCUGGACCAUGAACAGAAAGUAGCCCAGGCUUUUAAAACUACAUGACUAUGAUGUUGACCUUGAUGCAGAUUCGAUCUGUUGCACGAGAGCAGACGGGUCACUUGAUGAAGGCCCCACCGUACUCGGAAACUCUUCCUGCCGGUCAACCUCAACCAAUUAAUCAAGACUCGGACUCACCACGACGCACCUACGUGUGGACUACUACCACAUUAGCGCGUCCACCCGCACGGACGACUCACUUUUCGAUUAAAUGCAUUAAUACUAUCUUUAAUUAUUUAACAAUCCAAUUUAAUUCUACAAUUUUGCAACGGAGUAACGAUUGCUCCGAUGUGGAUAACCAAGAGUUGAUCAAGUUCGAAGGAACCCAAACUUUUUCGAACAAAGAAGGAAAAAACUGUAUGAUUGGAAUGUUGGAUUCGAGCAGGAGUAAUCAGUUAGCUGUUUCGGAGCAUAGUCACCAGGGGAUAGCCCCACAAGGUGAUCAUGGUCUGCAGAAAGAUUGUUUAACUCCAAAUGUCUCGUAUUCCUUAUCUGGAUCAAACUUCGUGCCGUACAAAUGGUCAUACUUCAUAGGGGCCAUUUGUCGUGUGGAGAAUCAAAGCGAGUCAAGCCUGCCAACCGAUAAAAACUGUUCACAAGUGAUUAAAAACUCUGAAGAAGAAAAACUUUUGAAAACAAUUAUAAACUUUUACGGCGUAGCCGACCAAGUGUUAUCAACCUACGUUAUCCAGUUAUUCUGGUGCACACAAGUUGUGGUGUUAGUGUUAAUAAGUGCGCAAUGGAUCCUUCAUUGUGGAUGGAAGACUUGGGGGACUUGGGGGAUCUCAUCCAAGCCGUGGACCAAGCCGAGCCAGGGGAUCGCCUCGACGUCGACUAUGACGAUGACGGAGAUGAGUUUUCGGGGGAGGAAGGCGAAGGAUUUGAGGAUCCCGACAGCUUUUUCCACCCAAUUCCUCAUCACGAGCAAUUAGCUGGACCACAACCAUCUCAGAAUCUUCCCCCCACCACUCAACAUCCUGAAGCCUUCGCCCAAUUUGAAGGUCAAGUUUUAUUGCCCUCUCAAGAUCUCUCCGCAGAAGAUCUGCAGCAAGCUUUUGUCCAUCUCGAUUCUUGGGACGAGUUCUCCCUCCAUCAGGACCAAGUUGUACCUGGGGAGGAAGGGAAGUGGGAGGAGAUGUCCGUGGCCAGACCAUCGUGACGUGACCCGUCUACGUUAUAAAGUGUAAAUAGCACGCAUUUAAUGUUAAGAAUAUUUUAUUACUCUCCCGCUGGAGGAGUCAUUUUAACUGAGUUAAGCAUGUACAGUUAUAUCGCUCGUCUUAACCACUUAAUUUAUUUGGGCGCACAUAUGCACCAUUCAUACGAUUUAAAAUGUUGAAAAUCAAAAUAAAACACUAAUAAAAUCUUAAAUCAA